Juglans regia (Persian walnut) is the source of this 435-nucleotide messenger RNA. RefSeq lists its product as uncharacterized. The transcript has 2 exons. Bases 1 to 435 code for a protein of 144 amino acids. The record is from RefSeq and is a predicted model, not a curated record. NCBI's taxonomy places the organism in Eukaryota, Viridiplantae, Streptophyta, Magnoliopsida, Fagales, Juglandaceae.
AUGAAAGCUAACAAAUGGUUAUUAGAUCUCGACAGGACCUUCGAGAUCAGCGGCUGUACUGAGGAACAGAAGGUACAGUACGUGGGGCACCUGUUGCAGGGUGAAGCUGGAAUUUGGUGGGACACCAAGAGGCAGCUGCUGACUAGAGAAUUGGGAAAUAUCACCAUUUUGACUUGGGAGAGGUUUAAGGAGGAAUUUGACAAUCGUUUUUUCCCAGAGUCAAUGAAGAUCCAGAAGUACGCUGCAAAGUUUAUGGAGCUGGAAAGGUUUGCCCCACACUUGAUUGCUACUGAGAAAAUGCAAGCUCAGAAGUUUCAAGCAGGGCUGAAUCCUAGAAUUCGCAGUUAUGUGGCUGGAUUCUGCAUCCACAACUUCCAAGAGAUGGUUAAUGUGGUUGCAAUAGCUGAGGCGGAACAGCGAAAUGUGACUGCUUAG